Molecule: messenger RNA, 1640 nt
Organism: Cygnus olor (mute swan)
Lineage: Eukaryota; Metazoa; Chordata; Aves; Anseriformes; Anatidae
Product: basic salivary proline-rich protein 2-like
Exons: 4
Molecular function (GO): DNA binding
Source: RefSeq, a predicted model, not a curated record
GAGCCCCCAGGGGAGCCGACCCCGAUGCCGAGCCGGGCCCCGCACGCCCCGGUGGAGCGGGCGGAGCGCGGCGGCCUCGUCGUCGAGGAGGCGGCCGCGGUGCCGCCGGUGCUGGCGUACGUCGAGACCGUCGCCGCCGCCGCGCCGGAGACGCUCGCGUCGCCCGCCCUGCCGCUGCCCCUCGUCUCCGCCGUCCCCGCGGUGGCGGAGGCGGCGCGGGGCGAGCUGAGCACCGCCGAGCUGCUGGGCGUGGUGCUGGUGCUGCAGCGCAAGGUGAAGGUGCUGCAGCAGCGGCACCGGCGGCACUGCGCCCGCCUGGAGGCCGUGGAGGGGCUGCUGGAGCAGCUGCGCCGCCGCAGCCCGCUGCCCGGCGGGAGGCUCGAGCCGCUCGAGGCGGCCUGCCUGCAGCCGGAGCCGGUGCCACCGGAGCCCGCCGGCGCCGUCACCAUCAUCUGCGGCCGGGCCGAGGACGCGCUGCUCUACGCCCUGGCCCCCCCAGCGCCCCAGGGGACACCGGGGACACCGCCGGGGACACCGCCGGGGACUCCGGGUGGCCUCGGCCCGCAGCGGCCGUGACGCGGUGGCACCGUGGCGGAGUGCCGGGGACGCUUUGCUGCGCUCGGGGGGCGUCGUGCAGAGCCGGGGACACCCCCACCCCACCCCCCCCCGGGCCGGGGGACGCCCCCCCCAGAAGCCAGGGGACACCCCCCGAGGCCAAGGGACACCUCCCGAGGCCAAGGGACGCCCCCAAAGCCAGGGGACCCCCCCCCGAAGCCAGGGGACCCCCCCAAAACCAGGGGAUCCCCCCCCGAAGCCAGGGGACACCCCCAAAACCAGGGGACCCCUCCCAAGGCCAAGGACGACCCCCCCAAAACAAGGGGACCCCCCCCCGAGGCCAGGGGACCCCCCCCGAAGCCAGGGGACACCCCCAAAACCAGGAGACACCCCCCAAGGCCAAGGGCGACCCCCCCGAAGCCAGGGGACCCCCCCCCAAAACCAGGGGACCCCCCCAAGGCCAAGGGCGACCCCCCCAAAACCAGGGGAUCCCCCCCAAGGCCAAGCCCCCCCCCCCGAAGCCAGGGGACCCCCCCCCCAAAACCAGGGGACCCCCCCCCGAAGCCAGGGGACACCCCCAAAACCAGGAGACACCCCCCAAGGCCAAGGGCGACCCCCCCGAAGCCAGGGGACCCCCCCCAAAACCAGGGGACCCCCCCCAAGGCCAAGGGCGACCCCCCCAAAACCAGGGGAUCCCCCCCAAGGCCAAGCCCCCCCCCCCGAAGCCAGGGGACCCCCCCCCAAAACCAGGGGACCCCCCCAAGGCCAAGGGCGACCCCCCCAAAGCCAGGGGACCCCCCCCCCGAAGCCAGGGGACCCCCCCCAAAACCAGGGGACCCCCCCCCAAGGCCAAGGGCGACCCCCCCAAAACCAGGGGAUCCCCCCCAAGCCCCUAUAGCCCCAAUAAACCUUAUAGCUCCCAUAGCUCCUAUAGACCCCAUAGCCCUCAUAGCCCCCAUAACCCCAUAGAUUCUAUAGCCCCCAUAGCCUCUAUAGUCCCCAUAGAUCCUAUAGCCCCCCUAAGCCCUAUAGCUCCUAUAGACUCUAUGGCUCCCAUAACCCCUAUAGCCCCCAUAGCCCCAUAG